Molecule: messenger RNA, 3002 nt
Organism: Leptopilina heterotoma
Lineage: Eukaryota; Metazoa; Arthropoda; Insecta; Hymenoptera; Figitidae
Gene: slif
Product: cationic amino acid transporter 3
Exons: 12
Coding region: 576-2369 (597 amino acids)
Biological process (GO): amino acid transport; transmembrane transport
Cellular component (GO): plasma membrane
Molecular function (GO): amino acid transmembrane transporter activity
Source: RefSeq, a predicted model, not a curated record
AUUAGAGAGAUUAGAAUAUUUUGAGAGAGAAGUUAUUGGUGGAUUUGAAAAAUUGUCUAUUUUCGAAAAUAGAUGUUUCUAAUAACAAAAAAAAAUUGAUUAUAAUCAUAAUUGGUGAUUAAGUCCUGGCGCAUUCACCUAAGAAGGAAGAGGAGGUGGGAGGUGAUCGGUGUAUUUACUAGCAUUAAGAACAGGUGUACCUUGUAAUAUUAUGACACACGGUAUUAGUUUGCCGGCAGAUUUUGUCGUGUGUGGUUCAACAAAUGUCGAGAAAUUUCAUCGCAAGUUUUUACAUUUCUUCUUCUCCUUCUUCUUUUUUUUCGUUGAAAAAUGACGAACACUUAUGAAUGAAACAAUCAACUAUAACUGAUUUUCGUGAAAACUAUUCAUUCCCUAUUGACUACAAGUUCAUUUUUUGUACAAGAAUCGCAUCCCUCGGAGAAACUUUUUUUGUGUCAUUGAAACUAGACGAGAAUCACAUAUUAAUGAGGUCAAGUAACCUCGAUAUCCCGGACAAAUUCACCCAGCACAAGGUUGUCAUUAAAGAAGGCGAGAAGAAAUAAAAAUAGAGGAAGAUGUGGUCAAAAAUUUGGAGGGCCUUCUCGAGGCGGAGGGCAACUGAUGUGACAACAGAAAAAAAAACAGAAUUGGCUAGGGUUUUGGGACUUUUUGAUCUCACCGCCCUAGGAGUUGGUUCAACGUUAGGUCUUGGAGUUUAUGUUCUCGCUGGAAGUGUCGCAAAAGAUAAUGCCGGUCCAGCUGUUUGCUUAUCAUUUCUCAUUGCUGCAUUCGCAUCAGCCUUAUCUGCAAUGUGCUAUUCGGAAUUCGCGUGCAGAGUUCCAAAAGCUGGUUCAGCUUAUGUUUAUAGUUACGUGACAGUCGGAGAAUUUAUAGCCUUUGUCAUUGGCUGGAAUUUGAUUUUAGAAUACGUGAUAGGUACUGCAAGUAUCGCAAGAGGACUCAGCAGCUAUUUAGAUAUUUUAACCGGCAAUAAAAUGGCUCAAUAUUUAAAAUAUUGGAUGCCAAUAAAAAUUUCCUUCCUCUCUGAUUAUCCGGAUUUUUUUGCCUUCGCCAUGGUUCUUUUACUCACAAUUCUCCUCAGUAUUGGCGUUCGUGAAUCUUCGAGUUUAAAUAAUAUUUUCACGUCAAUUAAUGUUAUUACUAUUUUGAUAAUUGUCAUUGCUGGUUCAUUUAAAGCCGAUAUUAAAAAUUGGUUUAUUGAGAAGGAAAAAAUACCUCCGGAUGUGAAGAAUCCGGGAAACGGUGGAUUCAUUCCCUUUGGUGUUAGUGGAAUUAUGGCGGGCGCUGCAAAAUGUUUCUUUGGAUUUGUUGGUUUCGAUGGUAUUGCAACCACUGGCGAGGAAGCAAAAAAUCCCAAAAGAAAUAUUCCACUGGCUAUUAUUUUGUCACUUUGCAUAAUAUUUGCCGCUUAUUUUAGUAUUGCGGCUGUUCUCACAAUGAUGUGGCCUUAUUAUGAUCAGGACGUAAACGCUCCGUUUCCUUCGGUUUUCGAAAAAGUCGGCUGGACAACAAUCAAAUGGAUCGUUAAUGUUGGAGCAGUUUUUGCAUUAUUCACCAGUCUUCUUGGGGCAAUGUUUCCUCUACCGCGUGUUCUUUACGCAAUGGGUAGUGACGGUAUUAUUUUUAAGUUUCUCGCGACAAUUCAUCCCAAAACAAUGACUCCAAUUUUCGGUACCAUUAUUUCUGGUCUCUUAACUGGUAUAAUGACACUGAUUUUUAAUUUACAACAAUUAGUGGAUAUGAUGUCAAUUGGAACACUUCUCGCGUACACAAUAGUCUCGAUAUCGGUUUUAAUUUUAAGAUACCAAAAAGAUGAGUACAAUUUAAAAAUGGAGGAUUCAAAUGAUCCAACUUUAAUGCAUUCGUUUUCGAAAAUUUUCAACUUUCAAAAUAUAAAGGAACCAACGACAUUUUCCACUUCCGUUGCAAAAUGGUGUACACUUUUAUUUUGUAUUAUGGCGUUUGUCGCUGGUAUAAUGAUCCACUACAGUGGCGAUAAAAUAAUACAAGGAAAUUUAACUCUGUCUGUGAUAUUAGCUAUAGUUAUUUUAAUAAUAAUACUAACAGUGGUCGCAAUUAGUAGGCAACCAAUUCAAAACGAUGAACUUCCAUUUAAGGUACCAUUGGUCCCUUUUAUUCCAUGUGUCAGUAUAUUUAUUAAUUUAUAUUUAAUGAUUCAAUUAGACGUCAAUACUUGGAUAAGAUUUUUAGUUUGGCUCGUCGUUGGUUUGGGUAUUUACUUUUUCUACGGAGUCAAAAAUAGUGAACAAGGAAAACUCGAGAAAUUGAAAAAUCGUCGAUCGUCUGAAAAAUCCUGCAACGUAAUUCGAGAAAUAACACAUUUUUAAAAGAAAAAAUAACCCCCUGUAACGAAUAAUUUGAAUCUAAACAGAAAAAAUCAAAUUAAAUGAGUUACAGUUUAACGGAGAAUCUAGUCUUCCACCGUUGAAUAUCUUUGGACAAGUCGGUAAUGUAUUUAUUUAUAUUAAGAAACAGCAACUAAAAUUGCUUCUUGUCGAUAUUAUUUUUAAAUCUGUCGACAAUACAAAAUAGUAUUUUUUUUUUAAUAAAGAAACUUUACCUCUGAUAGUAAAAAAAUAAUUAAUAAUCACAAUCACAGGUAAAUAAUCUUCGGAAAAAAUUACUCCCUAAAAUAAAAUUUUUUUUUAACAAUUUCUAUUUUUAUACAAUCUGAGAAUAUAACGAUUUUGUUUUUAUUAGAUAUUCUAAAUAAAUAUAAAUAAAUAUAGUAAAAUAUAGUGAAACGAAUUUUACUAUAUUCGUAAAUAUUGAUAAAUACGUCCGUCGAUAUCAACUCAAUGGAAAUGAAAUUAUUUUACGUUGAACGUAAAAGUCGAUAUUUUGUAUUAUUAUAUUAUUAUUAAAUUAAGAAAUCGUCGAUUAAGUUCCAUAAAACUCAUUUAUACUAAAGUAAUUCUUAUACAUAUAGAAAAUAAAUAUUAUAAUUAUUAUAAUGAAAA